UCACUGAUGAGGGGGAGCCUGAAAGCCUUAAAGAGGUCUUGUCACAUCCAGACAAAGACCAUUGGCUGAAGGCUAUGCAAGAGGAGAUGAAUUCUUUGAAGAAGAAUCAAACAUAUGACUUGGUGAAGCGUCCAAAAGGGAAGAAAGUAUUGAAGAGCAGGUGGUUGUUCAAGAACAAGAAAGAUGGCCAUAAGCUAGUGAGACGGAAGGCAAGACUGGUGGUGAAGGGAUGCCAUCAGAAGAAAGGCAUCGACUACGAUGAAAUUUUUGCUCCAGUGGUGAAGAUGACUUCCAUUCGCAUGAUUUUGGGACUAGCGGCUUGUUUGGAUCUUGAGCUUGAGCAGCUUGAUGUAAAAACUGCAUUUUUACAUGGUGAUUUGGAUGAUGAAAUUUACAUGGAGCAGCCGGAAGGAUUUGAAGUUAAAGGAAAAGAGAAUUUUGUUUGCAAGCUAAAAAAGAGUCUUUAUGGGCUUAAGCAAGCACCAAGGCAGUGGUACCAUAAGUUUGAUUCCUUCAUGAGUGGUAAUGGGUACAGGCGUACUACUGCAGAUCCUUGUGUGUAUUUUAGAAAGUUCUCUGAUGAUAACUUCAUUAUCCUUUGUUUGUAUGUUGAUGAUAUGUUGAUAGUGGGACAAGAUGUUGAGAUGAUUCGCAGGUUAAAAGAGGAUAUGUCAAAGUCCUUUGAAAUGAAAGAUUUGGGUCCUGGGAAGCAAAUUCUUGGCAUGGAAAUUGUUCGUGAUAGAAAAGCUGGUAAGCUUUGGCUGUCACAAGAGAAGUAUAUUGAACGGGUGCUUGAAAGGCCAGAUAUAGCACAUGCUGUUGGAUUGGUUAGCAGAUUCUUAGCUAAUCCAGGCAAGAUUCACUGGGAAGCUGUAAAGUGGAUCUUGAGAUAUUUGCGGGGCACCUCAAAACUGAGUUUGUGUUUUGGAGGCGGCGAGCCUAUUCUUGAGAGAUUUACAGAUGCUGACAUGGCUGGAGAUCUUGAUAACAGAAAGUCUACCUCAGGUUACUUGUUUACAUUUGCAGGGGGAGCCAUUUCAUGGCAAUCCAAGCUACAAAAGUGUGUAGCUUUGUCAACAACUGAGGCAGAGUAUAUAGCAGCAGUGGAAGCGGGCAAAGAGAUGAUUUGGUUGAAGCGUUUUCUUCAAGA
Molecule: messenger RNA, 1150 nt
Organism: Cuscuta campestris
Lineage: Eukaryota; Viridiplantae; Streptophyta; Magnoliopsida; Solanales; Convolvulaceae
Source: the annotation of a GenBank genome assembly